This is a messenger RNA of Paramisgurnus dabryanus, 6256 nucleotides long. The record is from RefSeq and is a predicted model, not a curated record. NCBI's taxonomy places the organism in Eukaryota, Metazoa, Chordata, Actinopteri, Cypriniformes, Cobitidae.
UACGUGCUGUUUUGCUAACACAGAGCCACGGUCGGCUUUGCAUCUGUGAAUGGGAGAGGAGACAUGGAAAGCCUGUGCUGGUUUAGCACAUAUCACAAUGAACCAAAGGUAAAGAUGUCUCAGGUGAAGCAGGUCGGCCUGUUGGCUGCUGGAUGUCAGCCCUGGAAUAAAGAUGUGUGUGCUGCCAGUGGGGACAGGUUUGCAUAUUGUGCCACACUUGCCAUAUAUGUGUACCAACUUGAUCACAGAUACAACGAGUUUAAACUGCGGGCAAUCAUGUCUGAACACAAGAAGACCAUCACAGCCAUAUCAUGGUGCCCACACAACCCUGAUAUGUUUGCCAGUGCCAGCGCAGAUAACCUGCUCAUCAUCUGGAAUGUGGCUGAGCAGAAGGCUGUUGCACGCCUGGAUAACACUAAAGGUAUCCCAGCCUCCAUAAGCUGGUGCUGGAAUGCUGGUGACAGUGUUGCAUUUGUAUCCCAUCGUGGUCCUCUGUACGUAUGGACCAUCUCUGGGCCUGACUCAGGAGUCACAGUGCACAAGGAAGCCCACAGUUUCCUAUCGGAUAUCUGCUUGUUCCGCUGGCAUACACUGAAGAAGGGAAAAGUCGUGUUUGGACACACUGAUGGAAGUCUGUCAAUCUUUCAACCAGGUUCCAAGAAUCAAAAGCAUGUGCUGCGACCUGAGUCCUUAGAAGGCACAGAUGAAGAAGAUCCAGUCACAGCACUAGAGUGGGAUCCUCUCAGCACAGACUACCUGCUGGUGGCUAACAUGCACAAUGGUAUCAGACUGCUGGAUUCUGAGUCUCUGUCCUGCAUUACUACCUUUAGUUUCCCAAGCGCUGCUGCUUCCGUGCAGUGCCUGGCCUGGGUGCCCAGCGCUCCAGGCAUGUUUAUUACAGGAGACUCUCAAGUUGGUGUGUUGAGAAUAUGGAAUGUAUCGAGAGUGACACCGCUGGAUAACUUCAAGCUUAAGAAAACCGGCUUUCAUGCACUUCAUGUAUUAAAUUCUCCGCCUGCAAAGAAAUCAUUUAGCUCAAAUUCCCCUUCCAAGAAUCACUACACUUCCUCCACUAGUGAGGCUGUGCCUCCACCUACUCUUUCACAGAAUCAGGCCUUCUCCCUCCCGCCCGGUCACGCUGUCUGCUGUUUCAUGGAUGGAGGGGUGGGACUGUAUGAUAUGGGCACCAAAAAGUGGGAUUUCCUGCGUGAUCUGGGUCAUGUUGAAACCAUCUUUGACUGCAAAUUUAAGCCAGAUGAUCCAAACCUUCUAGCUACAGCUUCAUUUGAUGGGACGAUAAAGGUGUGGGACAUAAACACUUUAACUGCUGUAUACACAUCACCUGGCAAUGAGGGAGUGGUUUACUCUCUGUCCUGGGCCCCUGGAGACUUAAACUGCAUAGCAGGAGCCACAUCCAGGAAUGGUGCCUUUAUUUGGGACGUGAAGAAGGGGAAAAUGAUCACAAGAUUUAAUGAGCAUGGGAAGAAUGGUAUUUUUUGUGUCGCUUGGAGCCACAAAGAUUCCAAAAGAAUAGCCACAUGCAGCGGAGAUGGGUUUUGCAUAAUUCGAACCAUUGAUGGUAAAGUCUUGCACAAAUACAAACAUCCAGCAGCAGUGUUUGGCUGUGACUGGAGUCAAAAUAACAAAGAUAUGAUUGCAACUGGCUGUGAAGACAAGAAUGUUAGAGUUUAUUAUUUGGCCACCAGCUCAGAUCAGCCACUAAAAGUCUUUACGGGUCACACAGCCAAAGUAUUUCAUGUACGUUGGUCACCCCUCAGAGAGGGCAUACUGUGUAGUGGAUCAGAUGAUGGAACUGUUAGGAUUUGGGACUACACCCAAGAUGCCUGCAUUAAUGUGCUGAGUGGCCACACGGCUCCGGUUCGGGGUCUGAUGUGGAACACAGAGGUACCAUACCUGUUGACCUCAGGGAGCUGGGACUACACCAUCCGUGUCUGGGAUACCAGAGACGGCACUUGUCUAGACACUGUAUAUGACCACGGAGCCGAUGUCUAUGGUUUGACAUGUCACCCCAGCUGUCCGUUCACAAUGGCUUCCUGCUCCAGAGACUCAACAGUCAGGCUUUGGUCACUCACUCCUCUAAUUGCUCCCUUAAUGGUCAACAUUCUUACUGACCACAGCUGGGAUGAUAUCAUUGGCAACACUGAUCGUGCUAUGGUUCCCGGAGCCCCUCCCCUUCUGUGUGGAAAAGUUUCUAGAGAUAUCAAACAGGAGCUGGAUAAACUCACCAGCGAUGUUCGCAUGAAGAAGCUCAGAUGGUUUUCAGAGUGUUUUUCUCCACCAGGGGGGAGUCAAAACUUGUGGGACCUUGUUGCUGUGAUCAACGGCCAAGAUGAUAGCCUUCUCCCACAGAACUAUGGGCAGGGUAUUGUGCAUAUGAAACACCUGGUUCGCUUCAAAACUUCUGAAGCACAGGAAUUGACCAUAGUAAAGAUGUCAAAGUUUGGAGGUGGAAUUGGAGCCCCCAGUAAAGAAGAGCGACUAAAGAAUGCAGCAGAAAUCCACAUCAGGCUGGGUCAAAUCCAGAGAUACUGUGAGCUUAUGGUGGAACUGGGAGAGUGGGAAAAGGCUCUUUCUGUCGCUCCUGGUGUUUCCAUGAAGUACUGGAAGAAGCUUAUGCAAAGGAGAGCCGACCAGCUCAUGCAGGAAGGCAAUGACGACGUCAUCCCGUACUGCAUCGCCACUGGCGAGGUGAAAAAGUUGGUGAAUUUCUUCACCUCUAGAGGUCAGGUGAAAGAAGCUGUGCUGGUGGCUCAGGGGGCUUGUGAAGGAAAUAUCCGUGGACCUCAGGUCAUGCCAAUAAACCACACUGCAAAUUCAGACAAUGACAACAUAGAGAAGUACUGCGGGCUUUUGCAUCGAGUGUGUAAAGAGCUGGCGGAGUGGUAUUUCCAAGAUGGCCGCGCUGUGUUGGCGGCCUGCUGUCACCUGGCUGUAGACAAUUCUGAACUGGCUAUGGCCUCACUGAUCAGAGGCAAUGAGUUGGAACUUGCAGUAUGUGUGGGCACAGUCCUCGGAGAAUCAGCCAGUAAAGCCACCCACUACGUUCUGGAGCUCCUGGCCAGGAAGUACAUGACCACUGCCACAUGCUUUCCAUCUGUGGCAUGCAGGGAUCUUGCAGCCAGAUUACUUCAGAUGAUCCCUGAUAAUGAAAUCCUGUUAGCCAAACUGUGUGCCUUCUACCCUGGCAGCUCAGCUGAAAUCAACGACCUGCACGAAAAGUGUGGUCUACCGACAUUAGAAGAAUGUAAAGAGCUUGCUGAGAGUGCUUAUGCUGAUGGGGAAAUCUUCCAAGCAGUAAAGUAUUACCUCCUGAGCCAAGAACCAGAAAAGGCUCUUCCCAUUGGAAUAUCAUAUGUCAAAGAGCAGCUGAGCUCUCCUGACUGGACUGUAGACUCUGUAUAUCACAUUUUAGACCUACUGAGCUACAUCAGAACCGACCGUCUUAUUCUCCCAAAGUGUAGUGAAGAGCGCAAUGAAUUGCUGAUUCUCUGUGGAUAUAUUGGUGCACUUUUAGCCAUUGGGAGACAGUAUUCAAGUAUAGUGCCUGCAUUGUAUGAAUACACAAGUCAGCUGCUGAAGAGAAGGGAGGUGGCUGUGCCUUUGCAGAUCGAGCAGUUGUCUGUAGAAUUGGAGGCCUGGAGAGCGUGCACUCAAUCUCUAAAAGCGCCAGAUGAAAGCUUGUACACUUCACCGUCUGAGGUCCAGAAACUAGAGUACAACCAGCUGUUGAGUCGGAUGAGAGAGGAGCCCAUCAAUGGCCUAGAGGGUCCUGACUAUGUCACCGGUUCCAACCUGCCCAGUCACUCUGAUGUCCAGAUUUCCUGCUUCACAGGCCUCAGGAUACAGGGUCCCAUGUUCUUCCUGGAGGAUGGCAAAUCAGCCAUUUCUUUAAAUGAUGCCCUUAUGUGGGCGAAGGUGAACCCAUUCUCUCCGCUGGGAACGGGUAUACGCCUCAACCCCUUCUGAGCACAAAUGAAUGUGAACAGUAUUCUUUCUGGUCCGGCUCUGGUAAUUCAGCAUCUGGUAGCAGAACAACACUCCAACAUUUUUUGAGGCUUUGCCUUGAUUGCUCACCUCAAUGUGCUUCAUGAUGUGCUUAUUACAGUAAGACUUGCAGAGCAUAUGCAAAGAAUCAGAUUAGCAGUCUUGUGCAUUGCCAUUUGUAACAUCUAAGUAACAUUACGGAAAUUCUGUGCUGGAUGCGCUGAUGAAUCUUAUACAUGAAGUGGGACAAUUAUUGACACAGACGGAUUAUGAUGUUACAUUUAGGUAUAGGGGUUGAAAUAGCCAAAAGGAUUUCUCAAUUCUAGCUGCUAUUUAGUUGGUGUACACUUCAUUAUUAAGGUCAAGCUUUUGGAUCAUGCACUCUUAUGAAUGUUUUGUAGAGCUAACUUAUUUUUCAAGACUUGAGUACAGUAAGGGGUAUUUAUCUGUACAUGUUUUUUUUUUUUUCAUUUUGCUGCUUUAACAUAAAAACAAGUUGGCAAUCAUGUCAGUUGUCUAUGUAUAAAAUAUAUUAAUUGACUAUUGAAUAUAGGAGUGCUGAGAGUUUAAAACUUCAGUAAUUUAGUUUUAAAGGCUUACUGCCAUAAAGUGUGAACAGGAGAUUAAGCCUUGCUGUUACAUUCAAAAUAUGUGUCUAGAUUAAUUUAGGCAAUAAGUUUGUAAAAAGCACACAUACAUGAAGUGAGACGCAUUAUAAUUCUGCUAUCUGUUAGUGCAGAAAGCUGGAUGUCUGGAGUGUAUUUAUAAAGACAACAUUUUUAGCAAAAUGGCAUAUAAGACAUAGAUAUUAAACAUACGGACAGGGUUUGGAUAAAUCCAGGACUAGGCCAUAGUUAUAUUAAAGGCAAUUUUCUUAAAAGAAAAAUCCAGAUAAUUUACUCACCACCAUGUCAUCCAAAAUGACAUCCCACAGACAGGGAUCCCACAGACAGGGAUUAGCUUAAGCCAGGACUGUGCCUAAGUUUAAUUAGGAAAUAUAACUAGGUUUUAACAAACAUGCCUAAAAACAUUACUUUGAGGCAAAACAAAAGGCACUGAUGUAUUUUAAGAUUAUGUCAGUGCAAGUUGUUUUCAAUUUGGACAGCUCUUACAUUUAUUUUAGUCUAGGACUAGUCUAAUCCCUGUCCGGGAAACCGCCCCUAAAUGCUUUAAUUAAAAGUUUAGGGUCAUGAUCUAAAAAGCCUUUUAAUCUAAAGGCAUAUGUCUGAAUUUUUCAAAUUGGGAAAAAUAAAACUGUGCCAACACAUUAUUUCAUUACAAUACAACCAGUGUGAAUACAAAUGGUUUAUAAUAAUAGGUGGCUACUUUUAAGAUAAACAGUAACAUAUUUGUGUCAUUACAAAGUUUUGAUGAGUUUGUUAUUACUCUAAAUGUUAAGGAUGAAAACGUAACUCUAAACUUUAAACUUUUGAAUGAUAGUGUUGCUAAGAAUUUUGAAAAGUUUGGAGGAAUUGUAUAUGAAGAUUUGAACCCCACAUGCAGAGACAUAUUUUCAUCAAAUUGCACUGUGAAUUGUAUUUAUUUGUAUAAAGUUUUAUUGUAGAGUUUGUUUAAAAAAGCUAAUAUGUACGGUGGCCCUGAAGUGCAAACCACAACGACAAAUUACUAAACAACAACAACAAAUUAAAAAACAACAACAAAUUUAAAAAACACUACAACAAACUAAAAAAACACCACAACACAUAAAAAAUACUACAGCAAAUUUAAAAAACACUACAGCAAAUUAAAAAACACUAUAACAAAUUAAAAAACACCACAACAAAUAAAAAAACACUACAUCAAAUUAAAAAACACUACAACAAAUUAAAAAACACCACAACAAAUUAAAAAACACUGCAACAAAUUAAAAAACAACAACAAAUUAAAAAAACACUACAGCAAAUGAAAAAUCACUACAGCAAAUUAAAAAACACUACAACAAAAUAAAAAACAAAUACAAAAUAAAAAACACAACAGCAAGUAAAAAAAACACUACAGCAAACUAAAAAACACAACUACAAAUUAAAAAACACUACAACAAAUUAAAAACACAACUACAAAUUAAAAAAACACUACAACAAAAUAAAAAACAAAUACAAAAUAAAAAACACAACAGCAAGUUAAAAAAACACUACAGCAAAUUAAAAAACACAACUACAAAUUAAAAAACACUACAACAAAUUAAAAACACAACUACAAAUUAAAAAACACUACAACAAAAUUAAAAACCAUAACAAAAUAAAAAACACAA